Lytechinus pictus (painted urchin) is the source of this 6389-nucleotide messenger RNA. RefSeq names its product SUMO-conjugating enzyme UBC9-B-like. Gene Ontology annotation, molecular function: SUMO conjugating enzyme activity. Gene Ontology annotation, biological process: protein sumoylation. Lineage: Eukaryota; Metazoa; Echinodermata; Echinoidea; Temnopleuroida; Toxopneustidae. The coding region runs from base 392 to 958 and encodes 188 amino acids. The transcript has 8 exons. Gene Ontology annotation, cellular component: nucleus. The record is from RefSeq and is a predicted model, not a curated record.
AAUCUUGGUUUAGUCAAAUCACGUGACCUUCGCUCAUUUCACGACUUCACGUUCAUUUUUUAUUUUUCAUUUUUGUACGACUAUUGCAUGUCUGCGCGGUCUAGGCCCUACUCGUAUAUUGCACGUCUAUUUACUGUGCUUUUGCGCUUGCAUGCUGCUGUGCGUAUUUCGCGAUCGUAAACUGAAUUUGCGCUUGAGGCCAGGAUCUCCGUUGCUUUUGUGAAUGAAUGAGAUCUCAUCUUUUUGCCGAGUCGUCGAGAUACCCGGAUUUCUUUUCAUCUCGCCGAAUAACAGUUUACAUGCCCACGACUUUGUCGUGAAUUGCAACCUUUUAACGUUAGGAACGUGAGGGAUCCAGAAAAGAAGACACAUCAAAAGGUAGAUCAGCAAGAUGUCCGGUAUCGCAAUUACAAGACUGUCAGAAGAGAGAAAAGCCUGGAGGAAAGACCAUCCAUUUGGUUUUGUUGCCAAGCCAACAAAGAAUGCAGAUGGUACAUUAAACCUCAUGAACUGGGAAUGUGCAAUUCCAGGAAAGAAUUCGACAAUAUGGGAAGAUGGGCUGUACAAGCUUAGAAUGAUCUUCAAGGAUGAUUACCCUACGACACCUCCCAAAUGUAAAUUUGACCCUCCGUUGUUCCAUCCCAAUGUAUACCCAUCAGGCACAGUGUGCCUUUCUCUUCUGGAUGAGGAUAAAGAUUGGAGACCAGCUGUAACAAUCAAACAGAUUUUGCUUGGAAUCCAGGAUUUACUAAAUGACCCUAACAUCAAUGAUCCAGCCCAGGCAGAAGCAUACACAAUAUAUUCACAAAAUCCAAUGCAAUAUGAGAAGAAGGUGAAAGAACAAGCCAAGAAAUGCGCUCCAGUCAAAGAUCCCCCUCUCCAACAGCAAGUGCAGCAGCAUCAUCAUCACCACCACCAUCACCACCAUCACCAAUCAAACAGUAGGCAAGAUAAGUAGGCCAUACAGGGCCCUUCAAACCGCUCGGGAGCAUACCAACCAUUAACACGCAAGAUGAACUCUCCCUUCUAACCCAAAGAGAAAAGCCAAAUCAUGCGUAUGUGGACUUAAAAAAAAAAGAAUCUGUUGGGCGGCUGCUGUUGUUUGAUCAUGUUGGAGCAGCUAGUCAAUGAAGUACAGAUGGGAAACAUGAAGGAACUUGUGAGAAUCUAGCUGCACUGUGAAAGUCAUACCUAAAUGUUUUCUUCACUUUCAACCCAUGAAUUUUUUUUUUUUGUAGAGUGUAGUCAAUUUAAGAAGGGAUACGUCCUAUUACCGCUGCAACUCAUGUUGCUACUCUUGUUGCCUUUAAUGAUAUCCGCAGCGUUGAUGAAACGCAUUUCAUGAAGGUGAUGUCACAAUGAUGAUUUAAGCAAAAUCAUAUAUUCCAGCUCUUGUGACUUUAUUAGAAUGCAGUGCAUCUUAUUGAUACAAGGUCUUUGUAACAUGGAUCAUUGGCUUUUUUAGACAGGUCAGCAAAAAUUAAGAAAAAGAAAGCUUUACAUGGUGUUGCCAUACUGUCGAUGGGCAGUCGGAUUCUUGAAUCUCAAAUAUUAACAAUGUUAGGGCAGUUCAGAAAAGGCUGUAUUUUAGAAUAAUAGCAAUGGUGCCAAACUCAUACUGUCUGAAAACAGUCUCAUUCCAGUAGAGAAGUCUUUCGGGGUCAAAGAAGGUUGCCACUUUUGAAUUUUGAGAAACAAGGUUUCGACAGAUCAGCUCUGGAUGUCACUGGUCUAGAGGCAACCGCUUUUCUCAUCAUCCUUGCCCAAUGGUACAAUCAUUGUCAAGUUGUACUUUUUAACACAUUGGCCUAAAGAUAGUGUGGCAAACUACCUGUUAAAUCCGUGUUUUAUGCAGAUUUCCUGUAUACAUUUUUUUUUAUUGACCGUGUAUAUUAAAAAUGUCCAAUGUUAGUGAAUGCUUCUUCAUAUUGCGCCGAAUUGAUGCCUGUUGCCAUUGUUGAGCAUGCUAUUUUAUUGAUAUGAGUCCAGUGUUUUGGAUUAGUGAACCCACUGCUUACAACAGUUUACGCAUUGAUUUGAAUAGCUUGCUCAACCAUGGCAUGAACCAUGGCAACAAGCGUCAAGUUGGCGCAGUGUGACAAAAGCGUGCAUCAGCAAAGGACAUUUUUUAAUAUACACUGUACAGUAAGCAGAAUUUAUACAGGAAGUCUUCACAAAUGAUGGGUUCAAAACUAUCUUUGUGAAUUUGGGCCAUUAGGUUUAUUUAAAAUAAUUGCUGCAGGCUAACUAAUGACCAACUACUUGUACUUUACCUACAUUCUAAAUCUAUUUUGCACUCUCUGGGAAUAAUUUUUCUGGUAUCACAUUUUCAAAAUUAUUUCGUAGUAUUAUAAAUGCAAAACAAAAUGUGUUUGUGUUGCAUAUUUUACAUAAGACUGUACAAUUUGUUAGAAUGUGUCACUAACCACUUAAACUUCUGUGUGGGGCCAUGCUAAGUAAUUCUAAUCAGACACCAAUUCAAUUUAUUGGAUAAACCCUUGAAAUGAAAGUCAAUGAACUUCAGAGUCUACACCUCUGAGCAUCUUCUUAUGUUUUCACUUUGUUUUGUGCAUAAGUAUUUUACUUAUGAAACUAUUCAACUUUCAUAUGUUUUUCCUGUUUCAUAAUCAGGAAAUAGCUAGUAAUCUACCUUACAGGUGUACUCAUUGCGUAAGUCUUGAACAUGUAAUCAAAGGGAUCUGGUAUGUUUGGACUUAAAAUGUUUUCUGUCCAUUUUUUGGUGUAUGUAACCAUAAUGUUGCCGAGUGUGAGAUCCUCGGUUACAGGAUAGUAGUCAUGUAUUGAUGGGGGAAAUGCUUGCUACCGUGACAGUUGGUAACAUUUUGGCAUCUGAUGGCAUCGAAGCAGAAACCACGAAAUGACCAUGUUUAAUUAUCAAGCUUUUAUACGUAUAUAUAUUUUACGAAUGAUAGUGCAGCUAAAGAGGAAUGUAUUUUGUCCGCAAUGCCAGAUGUACAUAUAUGUUCAAAAGAAAGGCAUUCUUUUCGUUUCUUGAAAGCUGUUACCUCUUUGUAUGCAUCUGUUACACCCUUUUGGCCUAAAGUCACAAAGUGAAUCAUCAUUGAUGGUUCAAGCAUAUUAAGGCGUACUAUUGCGUAAAAAGAAGCACAAAGUGCUCUUGGCAAGAGUAUGGAGAGCAUGAUAUAAACAGUGCUUGUGCUUGAAAAAAAAUCCUAUUUUUGUGAUUUCAGGCCUUUGUUAACAUUAACGGUGUAAUAAGAGUGUAAACCUUUCAGUGAAUUCAGUGAAGACUAAAUUACACGUCUCUAUCAGAUUUAUUCUUCUACACUGGUUGAUAUGCAUGCACAUGGAAAUAUUUCUCAAAUGUUUAUGGUGUAUAAAGUAUAUGUUUUUGUAUUAUAUCAUCUUCUGAAAGCAAGUGGAGGAUGCAUGCACAUGAAUAUUUAUGGGAUAGCUUGGUUUCUUUCUUCUCCCUUAAAACUCUGCUGAUGUCGUAGCUCUCUUUUUCUUCUCUGUCUCUUUAUUUGCCUUUCCUUCUGUCAAUUUUUAUACCAACCUGUAUGCACUCAGUUCUAACUACUGUAUAACUGACCUUGCUCUCUUGUCUAACUACUUUGUAUAACAGGAAAAAUACAUGCGGUAUUUUUCUUGGUCAUUCGUUCUGUUGUUGUUUUUUUCUUUAUAUUCUUAAGGUAAGAUUUAUUUUGAGUUAUCAAAUAUGACCUAAAUAGAUCAUUUUGAGCCAUGUAGGUAUGAGGUCAGUUUCAUAUUGGCCUUCUGCCGGUAUAAACUAUUCCUGUUUCUAUCAUGGUCUUCUUUCUACUGUUCUGACCUCGAUCUCAGAAACCAUGUUUAGUAUAGUGUGAAUUGUUAUUUUAUUUACCUGUAUCUCUCAUUUUCUUUUUCUCUCGCUUUCACUUUCCUUUACACACUUUGCUCCCCCCCCCCCUGCCUCCCAGUGUUCUGCCACCCAUUUGUGGACUAUUGAACCCGGAGGCCGUUUCAUAAAGCUGUUCGUAAGUUAAGAGCGACUUUAAGAACGACUGGUGAUCCUUUCUUUCGCUAAUGAAUAUACCAUUCGCCAUAAGAAAGGAUCACCAGUCGUUCUUAAAGUCCCUCUUACGAACAGCUUUAUGAAACACCCACCAGGUUCUCAUUAGGCACACCUGUCAUUUCUGUUUGUGAUCACUUCAUCCCUCAUGUUUUUUUUACACGUAUGUCUUGCUCUCUCUCUCUCUCUAUGUGUUACUCCUUAUCCUAUAAAACCAAGUCAGAGGCACAAUGUUCUAUUUCUAGAAAAUGUAUGUGGUACUCGUGUACACAAUGUAAUUCUUUGAUGUUAUAGGUAUGUGGCACCACAUUUUCCUUGACUUUCACAUCAUCUCUAUCUGAAAAUACAGAUGCCUAGCAUAAUGGAAGAUUAGUAAACAAGUGCAGCUUUAGAGCAAGUGUUAUUUGAAUAGAAGCAAAACGAAAAUUGAGGAUCAGGCUGUUCGGGCAAUGCAAUUCUAUAGAAAUCUGAUUAAAAGUAAGAAUGUUAGGUGACUUUUUUGGGGUGGGUGAGGUAUCUAUGAUACAUGUAAAUAUUAACUGAAUAUGAACAAAUAUUUUUGAAAUCCUUGAGAAGUUAUGAAGAAAUCAUGGCUUCACGGUCUUAAUGUAACUGUUGCACAGCUUUCUUGAUAUGAUGUGUUAACUAUUCAACAAAUCUGUUAAGGAAACACACAUUCGUUAGUAUUUUAUUUUUGAUCAGAUUUUUAUGACUGACCUGUUCCUGUCCGUGUUUUAUACUUGUAUUUUGUGCUUCUAUUCAAAUAAACCUUUUUUCUUAGUAACAACUUUGAAUUAUUUUCACAUCGGAGCAACUGAAGAUAAAGUUGAUGUAAAUACCAUUCAGUAGCAGUUGCUCAGAGCUAUUUUACAAGAAUGUAAAUAUCCUAGACUUGCUAGACACUUUAGAUUUAGUAAUAAUGUUAUAAUAGUUGUAGGCUCUAUAACGGGUAGAAUUGAUAUGAAUACGUAUGAAAAAACGGUUGUAAUAUUUCAUUUCAAUUUGUAGAAAGAGAAAACUUUUUUUUCGUACUCCUAGUCAUUUUAUCUUGGGUUUCUUUUGAGGUCCAUAUGAAGCCUAAUGUUGAUAAGAGAUGUUAUGGGAAAUUUAGACUCUUGUCUCAUAUAAUAUGUCAGCAAAAAUUCUCUGACAAAUUUUCUCUUUGCCAAUCAUGUUGCAUGGAUUAGGGUAGAUUACAACAGUAGUUUGCAACUUGCAAUUCAUAACAAAUUUUAAAAAGAGGAAUCCUAGACCCGUUGGGUACACGUUUUCUAUCAAUUGUACCUAAAUGUUAUCAAUUGUUUUUAUAAACAGUGAUUCAGAUGGAGAAAUCAACAUUUUUAUGAAACAUUUUGUGUAUAUGAGAUUGAUGUUGAUUUGGUUAUGAUGCAUUGAAGAAUUAAGUGAAAACCUUAGGUUUUAAGUAAUAAAAAAACACAGAAACUUGUCAUUUCAUUAUAAAUACCAAAAGUAAAAUAAAUAGCAUUGGGAGUAAAACAUGCAUUAUUAGACUUCAUGAAUUAUAUUGUUAAGAAUGAAAUUUUUUUAUUGAUUUUGUAUCCUAAUAUUUCCAUUAUGUAUGAGAUUGGUUUAGGUAUCUGUAAAGCAUUGAUGAAAUAACAGUAUAUCACUAAUAGGAUUACUGCAAGUUAAAUAACUCAGAUAUGUGUUAGUAUAUAUAAUUUAGGUCUGGAGGGAAGAAUGUAUUUUGAAUGCCUCGGGGUCACAUCAGCAAUACCGACACCCGGCAUGACCAAAUCUAUCACGUUAUUUCCAGUGAUAUACCAUUGGUCAGUUUGGUGUCGGUUUUGAUGAUGUUACCUAAGCAUUAUUUAGAAGAGCUAUUUCCUAAUUUUUAUGAAUGGAGCAGUCAUACUAUGACCUAGGAUUUGUAUUUUUUCCUUUGGACUGCAAACAAAAAAACAGGUGUCAUCUACAUGAGUACAGAGGCAACUGAUCAAAAUUCUAGGGAGUGUUGCAAGGAUUUGCAGUAACUUAUGAAAAAUUGUCAAAAUCACCGACUAUUGUCUUAUGGUAAAUUAACUUCCCAAAUCAUACUCAUUGAAAAAAUUUACCUUGCAUUUCCUAGUAUCACGUAUCCUUAUAUAAGAUUUCAUAUCUUGUCAAAUCAUUCAUGUUUUGUGAAUUUCUAUAUUCCAGGCACCUUUGGAAAUGCAUCAAUGCUGUCCCACCAUUUUGCACUGAUAAUACAAUCACAUAUCUUGGUUUUGUGUUAUUUCAAACAUGUUUGAUGAAAUCAGUUACGUUUUUUGUCCGUGGAUUUUGUGAUAUUAUUUGGUUUUUGUAAUAAAUUUGCUGUAACGAGCAACCAAUGUGUAAAAACACCAACAAGAAA